This is a messenger RNA of Glossina fuscipes, 4284 nucleotides long. It is a transcript of the gene ome, whose product is annotated as venom dipeptidyl peptidase 4. The transcript has 11 exons. The coding region runs from base 780 to 3548 and encodes 922 amino acids. NCBI's taxonomy places the organism in Eukaryota, Metazoa, Arthropoda, Insecta, Diptera, Glossinidae. Gene Ontology annotation, molecular function: dipeptidyl-peptidase activity; serine-type peptidase activity. Gene Ontology annotation, biological process: proteolysis. The record is from RefSeq and is a predicted model, not a curated record.
CAACACUACACAUAACAAUAGAGUAGAGUAAUAAGCAAACAACCGCAACAAAAAUAAGUAAUACCUGCCGCCACAAUAAAGCGAAAGAUCACUGCCGAGAUCGGCAUGUGGCAAAUAUUCGUGAAAGAAAAUAAUAUUCAAAAUAAAAAUGUUGUUAAAAAAAAAAUUUUGAAAAGAAAUUUGUAAAUAAAUAGAUUAAAAUUUAUCUGCCUGAAAAUAUAUUUAAAAUUCCUAAGUAAGAGCAAAUUAAGCGAAAAAUAAAACCUUAUUAUUAAUACCGAAAUUGAGGAAAACUUAGAAAACAAAAAAAAAAAAAAAAAAGGAAUAACAAAUAACCGAAAAUCGUUGUAAAUUAUUUUCAUUAAGCGAACAAAAAAAAAGGAAAACACGUUCCGCAAGAUUAUCAGUCAGUUGCAUGUUUUGUGUAAUUGAUGAGUCGAGCUAUUUGAUGUUUGCUUUUUCCUCCUUGCCCCCCUUCCCGUCCCAUCCGCACCAUUCUCUCCGUUGAAGCGAGCGGUGGUUACGUGUGCGUGUUUGAAAAGUUUCGGAAUUAUUGUUGCUUUUCAUAAAAUUGAAUAAUAUUAAUAACUAAAAAACAGUUAACUAAAAUAAAAAAACUAAACAAAAAUAAUAAAAAAUUUAUUAGAAAAAUAUUUGUUUCUAUUGCUUUCUAUGCUUUGUUAUCAGCUAUUAUACCAAACAAAACAAAAACUUAUUAUAAGCGGGCAGAAAAGCCGUAGUCGCUAAGCGAAUUUUCGAUACCCAUCGUUGCCUAAGCUAUGAGUGCGUGGAUGGAAAUAUUAAAUGCACAACAUCACCUCGAAACGUCGACAUCAACAAGUCGAGCAAUUGGCAGCAAUAAACGCCAUCGUCGUCAUAGAUCACGUGGCAAUAAGGUGUCGCGAAAUACGGUUCAUGCAACAAACGCGACUGCGAGAGUCCAUCUAACGACAGAUUUAUUCAAAAAGUUUAGCAAUAAAUUCCGCGCAAAUAGCACAGAGUCAGUACGAUAUGCGGCCUUAGAACAAGCAGAUCCAGAGGCCGCUCUCAAUACGUUAAGCUCAAGUAGCGAAGAGGAUCUAUUCAUUCCUCGACUACGUCAGUAUAACAACAAUCAACGGAAUAUGUCACGCAAUAAAGGCAAUAAUUAUUCGAUGCGUGAGAAUUUCGAAAACACUUUCCAGAAUUUAGUGUAUUCACCACAAAAAGUACGUCGCGUACGUAUAAUUCUGAGUAUCGUUGCCGUUCUAGUGGUAAUAGCUUUAUUGGCUAUCAUUGUAACAUUUUUAAUACGUGGCAGUAAUGACGCCGCUGAGGCAGUUCCGCCCCGCAACAGCAUACAAUUAGAUGAUAUAUUACAAAGCAAAUUGGUGGCUCGUCAUUUCAACGGAAGUUGGUCAAGAGGCAGUAAUAUUUUAUACAGAGAAAACAAUAUUAUUAAGGAGUUUAAUGUAAAAACGAAACAGAAAACCAAAUUAUUGGUCGAUGAUCCCCAACAUUACCUUCUGUAUGAGAAAUCUGCCGAUGGCCAGCUAUUGUUAUUGGCGAAGAAUGUAAAAAAGAAUUUUCGCCAUAGUUUUGUGGCCGAAUACGACAUAUACAAUAUUACCUCCGGUCACAUGCAACCAUUGCUUUUGCAAAAUGAACAAAAAGCAUUGAUUAUGGUUCAAUGGUCACCUGUGGGCAAUGCAUUGGUUAUUAAUUUUGAGGGAAAUUUAUAUUAUAAACCAAACAUUAGUGCCGAUGAAAUUUCAUUAACGCACGAUACAAAUCCUGCAGUUUUAAAUGGUAUACCCGAUUGGGUUUACGAAGAGGAGGUAUUCUCCUCAAAUACAGCCACCUGGUUUAGUCCGGACGGUAAAAAUUUAGCAUAUAUUCAAUUCGAUGACUCACCAACGCAUGUCGUCAAUCUGCCUAUUUACGGUGAGGCGAGCGAUUUACGUUUUCAAUAUCCGUACAAUCGUUUAAUUGCAUAUCCAAAAUCUGGUUCGCCGAAUCCCCGUGUUAAAUUGUUUACGGCGGACUUAAUAAGAGCGGCCAGCGGUACCGGUGACUACAUCACAGAAAUUCCGGUACCGAGUGCUUUAAACACUGCAAGCGAUUUUAUAAUUAGCGUUGUUGAAUGGGUUAACAAUUCGAAUGUAUUAUCGGUUUGGCUCAAUCGUAUACAAAAUGCUGCUCAUGUGCAAAUUUUUAACGGACUUAGAAGGCACGAGAUUUACAGCUUAGAAUCAAAAACUGGUUGGGUUGAUUUUUUCUCAGCGCCAUUUAAAAAUCGCGACGGUUCACGCAUUGCUCUAAUACUGCCUCAAACACAAGAUGACCAAGGGGAUUAUCGUCAUUUGUGUUUACUCCCUACAACUGCAACGAAUAAUCAACCUGAAGCUUUAACCAAAGGCAAAUAUGUAGUGACCUCAAUACUACACUGGGAUACCAGUAAUGAUGUGAUAUUUUAUACAGCUAAUACGGAACAACAUCCGGAACAAUUGCAUGUUUAUGCUAUAAAGGCCAUCAAAGGACAAGCGGCGAAAUGUCUAACUUGUAAAUUACAUCAGUCAGGAAAUGUUGAACAAAAUUAUUAUACGGCCAAUUUUAAUACCGAGAAUCAUGUAGUUAUUACUUCGCUGGGUCCGGGCAUACCUAUGGUGGCCGUUUAUGAGUGGUCUCUUGAAAAUAAUCAAGUUAGUUUAGGCAAAAUGUUAAAAUGGGAAUUUAAUGAGAAUUUGGCCAACAAAUUGGCCACAUAUGAUCUGCCCGUACAAGAAAUACAUAACAUUCCCAUAGCUAAUGGUUUCACUGCCAAGGUUCUGCUGCAAUUACCGCCGAACAUGGAUCGCAGCGGCAAAACGAAAUAUCCCUUAUUAGUUGAUGUUUACGGUGGACCAGAUUCUUAUUCAGUUGUCAAUAAAUGGAUUAUUGAUUGGGGUAGUUAUCUAUCCUCUAAUCGUUCGGUAAUUUAUGCUAAAAUCGAUGGCAGGGGCUCAGGUCUAAGGGGGGAGAAGCUUCUACAUUCCGUUUAUUUAAAAUUAGGUACUGUUGAAAUAACCGAUCAAAUUGAGGUGACGAGACAAUUACAACAGAAAUUUCCUUUCAUUGAUGCCAAACAUACCGGUAUUUGGGGAUGGAGUUACGGUGGUUAUGCAGCAGCUAUGGCUUUAACAAAUGAUGAUCACAAAGUUUUUCGAUGUGCAGCAUCAAUAGCUCCCGUCACAGAUUGGGUUUAUUACGACUCCAUUUACACUGAACGAUACAUGAGUUUGCCUAUACUUAACGAGAUCGGCUAUCAAAAUAGUCGUCUCAGUACAAAAGCAUUGCAAUUAAAGGGCAGAAAGUACCUUUUAGUUCACGGAACUUUAGACGACAACGUUCAUUAUCAACAGGCGAUGAUAUUGGCCAAAAACUUGGAAAGAAAUGAUAUACUGUUCAAGCAAAUUAGUUAUCCUGAUGAAGAUCAUGCUUUGGGGGGCGUACGGCCACAUCUAUAUCAUUCAUUGGAUCGCUUCUUUGGCGAUUGCUUCGCUAAUAAGCAAAUGGCUUCUAGCAAAUAGAUCUCAAAUUUAUUUUCCCAAAAAAAAUUUUAAAUCAAUACUGAAGAGCAGAAGUUUCUUUGUUGCCGCGUUAGAUAUUUAAUUUAUAAAACCCUUAUUAGAGAAAAUCAGAAGCGCAUGCAUACAAUUUACGCUUUGGUAAGAAAUUAUUGAAUUAUUUUACAAAAAAGCGCAAAACAGGUUCAAAAAUAUUUUGCAUUUAAUAAACACAAACAAUAUAAAACGUAUAUAUAUACAUAUAUAUGUAUACGAAACUUUGCAAACCUGUCAUUAUGUCAAACAUAACCUCAAAAAUUUAUAAAGAAGAACAAUAAUUAAAAAAAAAAAAUUAUAAUAAUAAUAAUAAUAAUAAAUAUUUGUAGGAUUUUUUGAUAAAAAAAAAAAGAAGAGAACACAAACUUUUAAAACAAUUUAAUGAGAAAUUUACAAGGAUUUUCAGUAGAAGCUUAGCCUCAACAAAAACGCAACUCUGUUAAUGUUUAGCUAUACAUAACCCUACAAAAAACACCAGCAAAAAUUUAUUUCAAUAGACAAACCAAAUUUUUAAGUCGCAUUACAAUUUUUUUGAUAAAAGAAGUUAAUUGAACUCCUUAAAAUGUAGUUGGUGCCUAAUUAGAUUUUAAAAUGGAUAAAUAAAAAAAGUCUUAGAAAAUUUUAUACAAAACUCGUAAAAGGUCAGCAAAUAAUUUCAUGCUCCCUGUGUUAAAGCUACAAAAAUAAAUAAAUAAAUAAAUAA